Molecule: messenger RNA, 1479 nt
Organism: Lathyrus oleraceus (garden pea)
Lineage: Eukaryota; Viridiplantae; Streptophyta; Magnoliopsida; Fabales; Fabaceae
Exons: 7
Coding region: 1-1479 (492 amino acids)
Molecular function (GO): nucleic acid binding
Source: RefSeq, a predicted model, not a curated record
AUGGGUGAAUUUCCAAUUGUUCAUGAUUUUCCUGAAGUGUUUCCUGAUGAUGUUAGCGAUUUGCCACCUGAACGUGAAGUUGAGUUCACGAUUGAUUUGAUUCAUGGUACUAGUCUGAUAUCGAUGGCUUCGUAUCAGAUGUCACCAUCUGAGUUGAAAGAGUUGAAGAGUCAACUAGAGGAUUUGCUUGAUAAAAGGGUUGCUAUCAAGAAUAAGUAUCCGCUUCUGAGGAUUGAUGAUUUGAUGGAUCAUUUGAGCGAAGAGGAUCAUGCUAAGCAUUUGAGGAUUGUUUUAUCUGUAUUGAAAGAGAAGCAGUUGUUUGUUAAACUUUUGAAGUGUGAGUUUCUGUUGAAGGAAGUGACUUUCCUUGGCCAUGUGAUCUCUAGUGGUGGUAUUUCGGUUGAUCCUUCUAAGAUUGAGGCUAUAUCUCAAUGGGAAGCACCAAAAUUCGUGUUUGAGAUUCGUAGUUUUCUUGGUUUGUUAACUAGGAAAGGUCAAGCUUUCAUUUGGACUGCACAAUGUGAAGCUAGUUUUCAAGACUUGAAGAGGAGAUUGACUACUACUUCUGUUUUGAUUUUACCGAAUCCAUCAGAACCAUUUGUUGUGUAUUUUUGUGAAGAGACUUCUUUUGGAGUGGAGCUUGGUAUGUUAAAGCUUACUAGUGGAAUUUUGGAUGAGAUUCGAGAAGGUCAUAAAUCUAAUUUGGUUUUGGUAGAUCGAUUGUCGUUGAUCAAUCAAGGUAAAGGUGAUGAUUUUCGGAUUGAUGAGAAUGGUAUCAUGAGGUGUCAUGAUAGAAAAUCGAAGAUUGAGCAUCAGAAGCCGUUUGGUUUGUUACAAUCGUUAUCUAUUCCUGAAUGGAAAUGGGGUAGUAUUUCUAUGGAUUUUGUUUCGGGUUUACCUAGGACUCCGAGUAAUUGUGAAGCUAUUUGGGUUAUUGUGGACAGGUUGACGAAAUCUGCUCACUUUAUUCCGAUUAGAAUGGAUUAUCCGAUGGAGAGGCUUGCAAAGCUGUAUAUUGAGAAAACUGUCAGUUUGCAUGGUAUUCCGUCUAACAUUGUGUUAGAUAGGGAUGCAAGGUUUACUUUGAGAUAUUGGGAAGAUGUUGGUAGAGCAUUGAAGUCGCGUAAGUUGACACCGCGUUUUAUUGGUCCAUAUCAGAUUUCUGAGAAAGUAGGUGAUGUGGCUUAUCGAAUUACGUUGCCGCCGUCACUUGCUAAUAUCCAUGAUGUGUUUCACGUGUCUCAAUUGAGGAGAUACAUUGCAGAUCCUUUGCAUGUUGUCCAAUUAGAUGAUGUUGAGGUUAGAGAUAAUUUGACCGUGGAGACAUUACCUAUGCGGAUAGAAGAAAGAGAGGUGAAACAACUUCGUGGUAAAGAGAUGGCUUUGGUGAAAGUCGUUUGGGGAGGACCGACUGGUGUAAAUGUGACGUGGGAGCUUAAGAAUCAGAUGAGAGAUUCAUAUCCCGAGUUGUUUACUUGA